CCUGCCGUUCAGGUGUAGAACUAGGCAAGGAAUUCUCCUCGAUCGACCUGUAUGUGGAAGUUUAUCCGCUGCCAGUAACAUCAACUGUGAUGUUCCGGUUCGCAGAUACGCCGGUCAAGUUCAUCGUAUUCUUUAUUGAGCUGCUUUAGCAGAGUUAUCUACGACAUGACGAGAAAAAAAAUUAUCGCUCUGCUGGGGAUCAUCAUGUCCACUUAACGACUUCAAAGAACAAGACACCUGUUGCUUGGCACUUGCCAUGGCGUUUCUCUGCCCUGUAAGAAUACGUCGCGGAAAAAGAAAGAAAGAGGGAAGCGACAAGCUGUCGACCCGUGCACCAAGCAUCGGCCGCAUCACGGGUAGUGCCAGCAUCGAGACCCUAGUCCGCGUCGGCAUCGAGAAGGAGCACGGCCUUUCUCCAGACUCCAAGGUCGUCAUUCUCCACGACUUUACCCCGUGCGUCGACGACGAGCUCGAGGUCCGCCGCGGACAGGUGGUGAACGUCCUCUACCAGGAGAAUGACUGGGUGUACGUCAUCGCGGAGACCGGUCAAGAGGGCUUCAUCCCUCACUCGUACUGUGCCCCGUACGGAAGCCAGCUCGCGCUGACGGUGAGGCAGAAGAAGCUUCCGCGGAGCGACGAGGAACUCGACCAGAUCUCGUCCAGGGGGACUCACUCCAUCGACAGUGGACAGCACUCGGACGCGGAGAGCUUUGGGGGACAGAAGGAGCGACUGGGGGGAAGUGUGGCGCCGGACGUGCAUCCGUUCUUCAAGGACCCGGCGGGGAGGUACAUAGUGCUGUACACGUUUGUAGCGAGGGACGAGAACGACGUCAGUGUCGAGAGGGGGGAAUUGGUGACAGUGUUGAACAGGGAGGAUCCUGACUGGUUCUGGGUGUUGAGGUCGGACGGACAGGAGGGUUUCGUGCCAAGUGCCUUUGUGUAUCCUGCGGACCAGGUGACCAUGCAAGAAAACAAGAACACUCCUCACAAUGCUACAACAUCCAACACCGCAAACUCUUCAACACAAGCUGCACUUGGUGUCCAAGCCACGACGACGUACCACCAUCAAUCUGGCGGAGGAAACAUUGCAAACAGCAACCUGAGCAACGCCAAUAAUGCUCCGGUGACGGAGGAGUUGCGCUUCCGCGGCAGCGAGCUCGUCAUGUUGUACGACUACAAGGCACAGGCGCCAGAUGACCUCAGCGUACGCAGGGGCGACUGGGUGUACGCCGACCUUUCGACCCAGACGGUGGAGGGGUGGCUGUGGGCGUACGCCCCCAAAGUGCACAAAUACGGUUUCAUCCCAAAGGCAUAUGCAAGGCCUCCUGCAAUGACAUCGCUUUGAUGACUGUGUGCUUGGGUGUUUGACUUGCUGGUGCGAAGGUGCAUGUGCGUGUUGUUUGAACUUGUUUGAGCUUGCGGUAGAUCGUUGAAUCGUUGAAGGCGCAAAAGUGAUGUGUGCAAAAGGUUUCUUUCAGACUGAAAUUUUCAGACAAAUGACGCACAAUGUGGAUUUCAGACAGGACACAUCUAGCUGUUGCAGUCAUGACUGCAGCAGCCCACACCGCAUGGGCUGGGUUCUCGGAUAAUUUCAAACCGAGAAUGAAAUGGAGCAGCUUGUCAACUGUAGAUGAUUUGACCCGUGGCUUUUCUAAGAGACCUUUCUUCACUUGGGCUACAACGAAACAACAGCUUUAUUUUUAGGACGGUUGUCCGCUUAUCUGAUUUCUUGCAUCGACUUAUGGUCCGCUUCGUGCUAUUCUGGACAUAGUACUUCAUAAAUGCAGCCCAGUUGCAGCUAUCCAGGAUACGCAUUGAGCGACACUAAUUAUACGAACCCAGUUCAUGAACAUUGUUUAUGACGCCGCUGUCUCAUUCGGGUAAGGAAAUACUAGUGGGUACAGUUUUGGGAACAUAAAUGCUUUCCAGUUUUACCGGCACAGCUUUUAGAGGACUUUGGGGCCAAAACAAUCUGCACCAAUGGGUGAAGACUCAGAUGAAUGAGGGAUCCCAAGUGUAUAUAUAUAUAUAUUGCAUUUGUACGGAGGUACUAGUUAAUUUCCUACCCAUUUUCUGCUCACUAAUAAUGUGGGACCACUUGCACAAACUUUGAGGAAGCUCCUCAGUAGCUUUGGCAGUGACACACGAGCAGCUUUGAGGAAGCUACUGAGGACAGUCCUCAACAUUCCUGCGAGCGGGCUGUGAUUUGGUGGCAAAAAUUAACCUGCAGCUCAUGAUCAUCAUUUUUGCUGUUUCAUUACAUAUAUCGUUUCCUUUGCAGUGAUGCAAGAACGAAAAACAAUGCACAUCGCAUCCCAUUGAGAAUGGAAUGCAAGCAAAAAAAGAAUGCCGCUGUCUUUUCUGCGUUCAUACUGUACGUGACUCGUGUUUAGCCUUUAACGUGGGUCACUUUCAUUCCUACAUUGCAUCAUCUAUGAGUGCAGUGCAAAUGCAAAUGUUGUUCAGGUGGCAUAGAUUGGGCAAAUCUGUGGUGUGUGAUUUACGUUCUUUUUUUUUCCUGGUUUGUUACCGCAUCAUGGCAAUGUGUAGAAAACAGGUGACCAGAAAUCGAAAGAAACACAUUAAUAUUAGUGCGUGAUGUUUGAGUGUGGUGAGACAAAGCAAACAACAGUAUUGUUCGGCCUGCAUAGGUCAGUCAAAUGUGCAUAGCAUGGUUUACGCAAAAAAUCAAAACCGUGAAGAACACACUGAUAGCGCACAAUCCUUGAGUGGGGCAAGACAUUGUGCAGUAACAUUUCGAUACAGUUGGUAGGUAGGCUUGGGUGAAUGAGUUCCUGAGCCAGAGAGGAGAAACAAUUGUGACGCAAAGCAAUAUAAGCCAACCCGCGUAACUUCUCUACGAGAAAGAGAAGCCCCAAGUUGUAAAUAAGAAUGCAUUCUUUGUACUGUGAGUACAUGUCACCUUGUACCACUUCUAGUUGGCUCACAUCCUGUUAAUAUUGCCAUUAUUGGCUUUGCACUGCCCGCCAAACGUUAUGUCGAGUGCCUUUUGCGGGCACGACUGGUGUAUAUUAACUGUAACGUGGAAAAGUUACUUUUUUCGUGGGCAACACUGCUGGUACUGUCUGCUAACUUUUGUGUCAACGUGUGUUACUCAAAAUUCGUGAUACUUUUAUAUUUUUUUGCAUUAUACUGUUGUUCUUAGAAUAUGGUUCCACCUUCUGAGUGAGAUUUUUCCUUCGAUGGCAACUUUUUUUUCUUCGCCCGCACAACGAUCGUGCACAAUCGUCUUUUUUCUUUGUACAUAAUUGUGCGCAUUAAUGUGUUUUGGAAAGUGCAUUUCCCAUACGCUCA
Messenger RNA from Ornithodoros turicata, 3315 nucleotides. It is a transcript of the gene Dlish, whose product is annotated as SH3 domain-containing protein Dlish-like. The transcript is spliced from 3 exons. The coding region runs from base 257 to 1345 and encodes 362 amino acids. Gene Ontology annotation, molecular function: protein binding. The record is from RefSeq and is a predicted model, not a curated record. Lineage: Eukaryota; Metazoa; Arthropoda; Arachnida; Ixodida; Argasidae.